Iphiclides podalirius (scarce swallowtail) is the source of this 786-nucleotide messenger RNA. Lineage: Eukaryota; Metazoa; Arthropoda; Insecta; Lepidoptera; Papilionidae. The record is from the annotation of a GenBank genome assembly.
AUGGAGGCUUCGUACCAAGGUGGUGUUUUAUACGACGAGACUGAUAAUUUUCAGCGUUUAUCUCAAACAAUUGCGAGUAAUAUAAAGAAAAUUUCCCAAAAUGUUUCUUCAAUGUCAAAAAUGGUCAAUCAGCUUCAAACACCUCAAGAUUCUCAAGAACUCAGGAGUCAGCUCCGUCAAAUUCAAAAUUACACGCAGAAGCUAGCAAAAGAUACUUCUUCAAUGCUUAUGGAGUUAAUGAAGCUGCCAGUGGACCAACCUGCACAGAAACUACAACGUGACCGCCUUAGUGAUGAAUAUAUUAGCACACUCAAUGCAUUUCAGGCCACUCAGAGAUCGGCCGCUCAGAAGACCAAGGAAGAUGUGCGCAAAGUCAAGGCCCAAACAAUCAAUAUCGUUGCCCCGUUCGCCAUGAACAGUAACAAUAAGGAGCAGCUGGUGGAGAUGGGUGACACGAACGUGCGCAGGCAGGAACAGAUGACGGUCCAGUCAGAACGCGAGCUGCUUGAGCUCGAGGAGAGAGAGAGGGACAUUCGACAGCUGGAAACUGACAUCAUGGACGUGAACCAGAUAUUCAAGGAGUUGGGCUCCAUGAUCCACGACCAGGGCGCUGUGGUCGACUCCAUAGAGUCAAGCGUCGAGUAUACCGUGCAGAACGUAGAAAGCGGCACUCAGGAGCUGAGGCAGGCGGUCAACUACAAGAAUAAGCUGAGGAAGAAGAAAGUUUAUCUGGCGAUAAUUCUAAUAAUAAUCAUAUCGAUUCUGCUGAUUAUCAUUUUUAAUCGU